Molecule: messenger RNA, 3637 nt
Organism: Siniperca chuatsi (mandarin fish)
Lineage: Eukaryota; Metazoa; Chordata; Actinopteri; Centrarchiformes; Sinipercidae
Product: SH3 and cysteine-rich domain-containing protein 2-like
Exons: 11
Coding region: 437-1651 (404 amino acids)
Biological process (GO): positive regulation of voltage-gated calcium channel activity; positive regulation of protein localization to plasma membrane; skeletal muscle contraction
Cellular component (GO): extrinsic component of cytoplasmic side of plasma membrane
Molecular function (GO): protein binding
Source: RefSeq, a predicted model, not a curated record
GGACCAAUCAGAGGGAGUCCAGCACGUUGUCACGGCGAAAUCAAAAUUGUUGUAAGAGCGCGUGUGUGCGCGCGAGGGGAGGAAAACUGGCCGGUGGAUGAGAGAGGAGCGAGGCAGCGAAGUGGACAAACCUACUGCAGCGGCUACUGAAUAUUUUCUUCCAACGAAGGUACCAUUAUCGGUCUUUUCAACACCAUUUUAAACCAGAAAACAAGAAGCACCUUUUCGACGGAAUACCGUAUUAUAGCCGACUAAAAAGAAAAUUCCCAGACGGAUGCUGCCCAUGGAAGAUGACUUGACAGUAAAAACUAGCUCGACCUCUUCGGAUGAGACACUGUAGCGAUGUUUAAACCUCUGUGUGCAUAGUUUCCUCUGCCACCGUGGACUCAUCAGUUUGUGUCAGUUUUGCUGUUGAACGAGCAUUUUCUGAGCCGAGAUGACAGAAAUCAGCGAAAAGGAGAAUGAACCACAAAACCGAGACCUUCACCGACCACAUACCGUGCCCAGCCAGCCUGAAUCAAAGUUGCAGCGGUUGAAGCGCUCCCUGUCCUUCAAAUCUGUCAUGCGCAGCAAGAGUGUUGACAACUUUUUCCAGCGCACUAACGGUGAAUCCCGCCCACCCUCCGCCCUCAUCAGCACACCUCCACCCCUGCCAUCUCCUCCCGCCUAUGAGCACUCUCCCUCCCAUUCCCCGUCUAUCAGUCCCAACCCCUCACUGUCAUCACACUCACCUUCUGUCAGUCCCUCACUGUCUUUGGCCUCCAAAACGCAGCUAAAGUCUCAGGCCCAGCAGGUCAAGACCCACUGUUUCCAGGAGCACGUCUUCCGUAGGCCUACCAGCUGCCAGCGAUGCAAACACAUGAUCCAAGGGAACUCCAAGCAGGGGCUGCGUUGUAAAGCCUGUAAGAUGGCGGCCCACCUCUGGUGCUCGUCGGAGCUCUCCCAGCAGCCCUGUAAUGGCAAGACAGGAGCUUUCAAGAGAAACUUCAGCUCUCCUCUGCUAACCAAUGAUUCGCUGGGUGUGGUCAGAGAGGCUCCUGCUGCCCAGGAGGCAGAUAAUGGCAUUGUUGACCCUGUGUAUGAGGCACUGCGCUAUGGGACAUCCCUAGCUCAGAUGAGUCGCUCCAGCUUCAGCAGUAUCUCAGAGUCACCGUGUCAUGAGGCAGAAGAACUGCAACAAAACCAGCCAAUAGCUGAAGAGGAACACAUCCCAGGAAUGCUCACCCCUCCUGAAAGUGAGAAGGCUGAUUCAGAAGACAGGGUCAGCCUGAAGACUCCUAAGAGAGUAGAGGUUCACACCAUCCACACCUAUGUGGCUCUCUACAAGUUUCUGCCUCAGGAGAAGAACGAUUUGGAACUACAGCCUGGUGACAGAGUUCAAGUCACAGAUGACUCCAACGAGGACUGGUGGAAGGGGAAAAGCAGAGACAAGGUGGGAUUGUUCCCGGCCAACUUUGUGCAGCGGGUCCGCCCUGGCGAGCGGGUGUGGAAGGUCACAGAUGGUUUCCACGGCAACCGAGACAAAGGCCAGAUGACCGUGAAAGAGGCCCAGAUCUGCGUGGGGAAGAACGAGGAGAUUGACGGUUUCCUAAGGCUGAGCAGUGGGAAGAAGAGAGGCUUGGUCCCUCUGAAGUAUCUGCUAGAAAUAUGAUAGCAGCGCACUUCUCCUUGACCCUCAGUUUGAUAAAGAAGUUCACUAUGACAGAGGAAUACUCAGGAGUGUUUACCCAACACCUCACUGAUCGCCAACCACCCCCCUCCAAAAAGUGGCAGCGAAUUGCUUUUUACUGCAGAUUUUAAAGGUUAAGACUUAAGGGGGCUUCUUCAGAGUUCUUUAGAGCUACUUUUCUUGUAGCACAACUUUACUUUGUGUGGUUUUAUACACACACAACUGAAAUGUAGCAUCAUGUUGAAGAGGAUAGUGUGCAGGAAAGCUGGCUACCUCACUAGCCAUUUCCAUUGGCCACCUGUCUGCGAAAAAUGGGAGUGGACUGCCUUACUAUGAUGUCAAGGCGUGUCCAAGCCUAAGGGACUUUGUCUUCAUUUCAUUGUUUGUGUAGAGAAAACAAGACAUAAGAGAUUGUGAAAGAGUAUAGAGCUGUUUAUUGUAGUGGGUUGUGCAAACACUUUUUGGUCGCUUGUUUCAAACCCUUAAACAGAUUCGUUUUAGUAGAUUCAACUAAGGGUAUAAACCAUUACGAUCCAGUUUUGUAUGUGCGGACUGCAGCUCACAAUGUGCACGUCUGCUGUUGUAAUAUGGAUUCAUGAUGUGCAUAUGUGUCACUCCUGUUCUGAUUAGAAAAUGAUUCAGGUAUUACAUUGUGCGUAUGUAAAAAAAAAAAAAAAAAAAAAAAAAUUAAAACACGGUCUUCUCUGCUGCAUCUUGGUCAAAUGAAAGUCAUAACACAAACACACACACACAUGCGCGCUGGGGUUUCUGUAUUUCAGACUGCUCUCCAGUGAUUAGAUUACGGUACAUUUGUGCUCUUCACAGCUCUGAUGUGACAAAUGCUUUCCGUGCACCUCGGGGAGCUUCUUUUCUCAGUAUGCCCUUCAAUCACACUAACACACAUAGAUUUUAUAGUUCACUCUGUUCCAUGUAACUCUAAAAUCAACCACUAGAAUCUGCUUCCUGUCAUUAUAUUCUCUGCAUUGUGUAUCUGUAUGUAAUGUCCGUGUAAUAUUCGCUGUCAUAUCUUGUCAUGUAUGACAACAAUGAGGAUGGUGUGCUGUCUUGACUUUCUGAUGUACUUGCUUUUCUUGCAUGGAGGAGCAGAGCAAAGAAAUACUGUAAUUCAGAAUGAUGUAUAAAAAACCAAACUCAGUGUUAUUUGUCAAAAAAAGUGGUGAAGGCUGUCCAACUUUCAGUCUCUCAGAGGGUCAUGUACCAAACUUCAGCUGUCAAACAUUGUAUGACAGCACACGUGAUUACUUUUAAGUAACUCUGAGGGACUGUUCUUGUUGCUCUUAUUUAAGGUGAGGCAAUAUCACUGCACACCAUUUGAUUUAUUGCUCUGUCAUUAUAAACCAUAAGGCAGUGACAAACUGCCUUUGUUGCGGCAAUAACUGUAAAUAAAGAUAUGACAGUAUUUGUAAAUAACCUUACAAAGAUACUGUAUAUAUUGGCUCUGAAUAGCACUCUUACCAAGAGAUUUGCAGCUAUCCAGGAGCCAACUAAGGGCAUUAACUUCACAGUUACAAAUUACAGGAGAUUAUUGUUUAUUGUCCCACUUAACCAGUGUAUGCAUCCCUUUGCUCAAUUAACAUCUAGCCCUGUCAGCACAAAUCUUUUCAAAUACUAUGCACAACAGUUCUAGUCAUUCACUUUAUUUUUUACUUAUUUCCAGCAUAGCCACACACAUGUCAGCGUAUACCUGUGUGUGUUGCAAAGAUUUGAAUUUGGACUCCAGCUUUGGGAGUAUUGCAGCUUUUUACAAAGUGUCCAUCUUGGAUCAGUCUGCACCAUGCUAAUCCUAAACAUUACCUUCACCUGACUAGAACCAAGAUUGGCUCAGGAUCAGUAUUACCCAGGUGAAUUUCCUUUCUCACCUUAAUGCACACUACCAGGCUAGUUCUUUGCAUGGCUAGCUGCCCUUUGAUCCUCACAUCUCUCAAUAAAGUCAGAUGAACUGUCAAA